AUGCAGGGUCCACCUCUCUCUCAGCUGGCCCUGGUGCUGUCGGCAAUGGGGGCCCUGCUGGGGGCCAGGACCCUCAGGGGAGAGGUCCCCAGCACCCCGGUCCUGCCCAGGGAGCCAACCCCAGGCAGCGGAGGGCUCAUCUUCCACCAAGACUGGGACUGGCCGCCCCCUGGCGUCUGGCCACCAGGCAGCCCUCGGGACCCCCUGUGCCUGGUGACCCUGGAUGGGGGUGGCAACAGGAGCAGUGCUCCCCUGCGGGUGGUGGGGGCCCUGAGCGGCUACGAGCGGGCCUUCCUAGAGGCUGUGCGGCGCGCCCACUGGGGGCCCCGGGACCUGGCCACCUUUGCGGUCUGCCGCCACAGAGACGGGCAGCCCGCCCUGCCCCAUCUGCGGCAGCUGCAGGCGUGGCUUGGGGGGCCCGGGGGGCGGCGGCUGGUGGUCCUACACUUGGAGGAAGUGACGUGGGAGCCGACACCCUCGCUGAGGUUCCAGGAGCCUCCACCUGGAGGAGCCAGCCCCGAAGAGCUGGCGCUGAUGGUGCUGUACCCAGGGCCUGGCCCGGAGGUCACCGUCACCGGGGCCGGGCUGCCCGGCGCCCAGAGCCUCUGCCUGAGCCAGGACUCCAGCUACCUGCCGUUGGUUGUGGGACGCCCCGAGGCGGCCUGGCGCGGGCCUGGGCUCGCCCUGACCCUGCGGCGCCGCGGAAACGGUGCGCCCCUGAGCACCGCCCAGCUGCAGGCGCUGCUGUUCGGCGCCGACUCCCGCUGCUUCACACGGAUGACCCCGGCGCUGCUCCUGCUGCCGCCGCGGGGUCCCGCGCCGAUGCCCGCGCACGGCCGGCUGGACUCGGUGCCCUUCCCGCAGCCCAGGCCGUCCCCAGAGCCCGAGGAGACGCCGCCCAGCGCCGAUCCCUUCCUGGAGACGCUCACGCGCCUGGUGCGCGCGCUGCGGGGACCCGCGUCCCGAGCCUCGCCGCCGCGUCUGGCCCUGGACCCGGGUGCGCUGGCCGGUUUCCCGCAGGGCCAGGUCAACCUGUCGGACCCCGCGGCACUAGAGCGCCUGCUCGACGGCGAGGAGCCGCUGCUGCUGCUGCUGCUGCCGCCCACGGCAGCCACCGCCGGGGUCCCCGCGCCACUGCAGGGUCCGGCGUCCGCGCUGUGGGCCGCGGGCCUAGCGCGCCGGGUGGCCGCCGAGCUUCAGGCGGCGGCCGCGGAACUGCGCGGCCUCCCCGGGCUGCCGCCCGCCGCCACCCCGCUGCUGGCACGCCUACUGGCGCUGUGCCCGGGGGACCCGGGCGGCCCCGGCGGCCCGCUGCGCGCGCUACUGCUGCUGAAAGCGCUGCAGGGCCUGCGCGCCGAGUGGCGCGGGCGGGAGCGGAGCGGGUCGGCACGGGCGCAGCGCAGCGCCGGCGCCGCGGCCACCGACGGUCCGUGCGGGCUGCGCGAGCUGAGCGUGGACCUCCGCGCCGAGCGCUCGGUGCUCAUCCCCGAGACGUACCAGGCCAACAACUGCCAGGGCGCGUGCGGCUGGCCGCAAUCGGACCGCAACCCGCGGUACGGCAACCACGUGGUGCUCCUGCUGAAGAUGCAAGCCCGCGGCGCCGCCCUGGAGCGCCCGCCCUGCUGCGUGCCCACGGCCUACGCCGGCAAGCUCCUCAUCAGCCUGUCCGAGGAGCGCAUCAGCGCGCACCACGUGCCCAACAUGGUGGCCACCGAGUGUGGCUGCCGGUGACCCCGCGCCGUGCCCCGGCCAGCCCAUAUUUAUUCGGACCCCUUCAUCGCCCCCAAU
Messenger RNA from Eubalaena glacialis (North Atlantic right whale), 1788 nucleotides. RefSeq names its product anti-Mullerian hormone (gene AMH). Gene Ontology annotation, biological process: Mullerian duct regression; gonad development. The transcript has 5 exons. Bases 1 to 1731 code for a protein of 576 amino acids. Gene Ontology annotation, molecular function: growth factor activity. The record is from RefSeq and is a predicted model, not a curated record. NCBI's taxonomy places the organism in Eukaryota, Metazoa, Chordata, Mammalia, Artiodactyla, Balaenidae.